AUGGUGGUGGACGAGGUGAGGGAAGUAAGCUCGGGCCCACAAACCUCACUUCUUGCUCUUGCACCUCUCCGGCACAAAAUGCCAUCGCGUUAUCUCUUUCAUUUCGCGCAGGCGCACGACGAUUUUAGACUACCCGAACUUGCGUCAGUCGCUGAACUGCAUGGCAUCUCCUACUCGUUGCCUCAAGAACCUGAAAAUCGCGAUCCCAAACGACCAUACAUGGCCAUUGAUCUGGAACGAGAGGACCACGCGCGCACCCUCGCCAGACGGUGCGUGUUAAUAAAGGCUGUCUACGAGUUCUACGGACAAGGAUCAACAUACAAGGAACUCCACGAAGCUAAUCGCAAGAGCAAACUAUUAUGGACGCGUUACGUCGAAGAUACCUCAUUCCGGUUUCUUGUAACAGCGUAUCAGCACAAGAUACCGCAAUCCAGACAGAGAGAUGUCAUUGAGAGCUUCUCAUACAUGGGCUUCCUCGGGAAGAUCGAGAUGAAGAACCCAGAGAUCACACUCACAGUUUUCGAAGAAUAUGAAGACCGGCAUGGAAUGACACGCGUGAAGUAUGAAGGAGAUGGCAAUUUCCGUCAGCUGUUCUUUGGCAGGUUGCUAGAAGAAGGCUCUGCUCGACCUCUAAUAGGGAAAUUUGACGUCAAAAAGCGAUCAUAUUAUGGCAAUACUAGCAUGGAGGCGGAAGUUUCGCUACUCAUGGCCAACCAAACCCUCGCUUCUCCGGGAAAGUUCAUCUAUGAUCCUUUUAUGGGUACGGGAAGCAUGGCCUAUCCAGCUGCUUAUCUCGGUGCUCUUGUCUUUGGGUCAGACAUCGAUGGUCGUCAGAUGAGAGGAAAACAAAAGACACCAGGCGUCAUUCGAGCUGCUACACAGUACGGCGUCGCAUCUCGCAUCAUCGACCUGGCGACUUUCGAUAUCACCCAUAAUCCAUGGAGGUGUGGAGAACUAUUUGAUGCCAUCGUCACGGAUCCUCCUUACGGUGUCCGCGCUGGAGCGAAACGUUUAGGCCGGAAAAAAGAACUUUCUGAAGAAAAGAAGGCGCUGACCCUGCAGCAUAGCCUGGAGGCCCGCGCAGAUGACCAGCCGUACAUCCCACCAACGAAACCGUACGAGCUAUCACAUUUGGCCACCGACCUUGUACUCUUUGCCCGAUAUCUCCUAAAACCAAACGGACGACUAGUGUUCUUCCUUCCAACAGUAACAGACGAAUAUGAGGAAAUCGACAUCCACGCCAUGCUCUGCGAAGGGAUGGAGGUUAUUGCAAAUUCAUUGCAAGAUUUCGGCUCAUGGGGAAGGAGGCUGGUGACUAUCCGCAAAACGACAAGAGAACAAUAUGCACCACCAACUUUCCCACCUAGGCUACCUCAGGAUCUUGAUGAGGAUGUCCAUGUGCCUGCACAUAAAGACUUCAGAGAGAAAUACUUCCAGGGAUUCAAGCCGAAGGCAGAAGAAUCAAAAGAAUUGUCAUAG
This is a messenger RNA of Cyclocybe aegerita, 1479 nucleotides long. NCBI's taxonomy places the organism in Eukaryota, Fungi, Basidiomycota, Agaricomycetes, Agaricales, Hemipholiotaceae. The record is from the annotation of a GenBank genome assembly.